Malania oleifera is the source of this 1976-nucleotide messenger RNA. RefSeq names its product choline monooxygenase, chloroplastic. Lineage: Eukaryota; Viridiplantae; Streptophyta; Magnoliopsida; Santalales; Ximeniaceae. The record is from RefSeq and is a predicted model, not a curated record. The transcript has 10 exons. Gene Ontology annotation, molecular function: iron ion binding; 2 iron, 2 sulfur cluster binding. The coding region runs from base 441 to 1700 and encodes 419 amino acids.
AAAUUUUAUCACAAAAAACCAAAGGAUUGAAUGAAGAACAACUUGCCGGAACUUCAAUUUGGAAUGAAAGUGCUAAGCCCUAGCUUUGGUUUGGUUCCAUCAUUAACUUCUCGACUGCAAUUUGAUUUCAUUAAUUUAGUAGAUUUUUGAGGAGGUACAAUGGGAGAGAUGGGUGCGUGCGUCGGGGAGAGUAGAGAUCCUUCAACUUCAAGGCCACUUUGAUUUUCACUUUAGAAGAGAACAAGCAUUCUCUCUAUAUUUUUAAUAAAAUUACUAUUGAAAAUUAAUCUUCUAAGAGAAUUGAUAGAUGAGAAUUGAAUUAAAAUGUUAGAAUUGGCAUUCUCACUUGUACAUUGAUCGCUGUCCGCGAAGUAGAAGUAGGAACGUACGAGUUGAAAGGAGACGUUUGCAAGGAAACGGGCUGCAAUGCGGAGCCAGCAAUGGCGACAAUGCUCAAACCAGUCUUUCUCCACCAUCUAGAAGCCCUGCAAAUACAAUUCAAGAAGACCACAAUCCAAACCCCUAAUUCUCCUCGUCGCCGUCGAUCCGUAAUCGCCUCUUGCUCGGAUCCGUUGGAUGCGUCUUCAGUGGAAGCUCAAAGGCUGGUCCAGCAAUUCAACCCCAAAGUCCCUGUACAAGAAGCCCUAACUCCUCCCAGUUCUUGGUACACCCGCCCUUCGUUUCUCUCCUUGGAGCUCGACCGCGUCUUCUACAGAGGCUGGCAGGUCGUUGGUUGCACUGAACAGAUAAACAAUCCUCGUGAUUUUUUCACUGGCAGAUUAGGAAAUGUAGAGUUUGUCGUAUGUCGAGAUGAUAAUGGAGAUGUGUGCGCAUUUCACAAUGUUUGUCGCCAUCACGCUUCUCUUCUUGCAUCUGGAAGUGGGCAAAAAUCUUGCUUUGUAUGCCCUUAUCAUGGAUGGACUUAUGGUUUAGAUGGAGCACUCCUCAAGGCGACUAGAAUUACAGGAAUGAGGAACUUCAAUGUCAGUGAUUUUGGGCUUGUACCAAUCAAAGUGGCCACUUGGGGGGCAUUUGUUCUGCUAAAUCUGGAUAAAGAGGUUUCACUUCAACGAGCAACUGAGGGCAAAGGAGUGGGAAGUGAAUGGCUUGGUAGCUGUUCAGAGAUACUGAGUGUCAAUGGAGUUGAUUCCUCACUUAGUUAUGUUUGUAGACGUGAAUAUAACAUUGAAUGUAAUUGGAAGGUGUUUUGUGACAACUACUUAGAUGGCGGCUAUCAUGUGCCAUAUGCUCACAAAGAUCUUGCAUCUAGUCUCCAGCUGGAUUCCUACUCUUCCACUAUAUUUGAGAAGGUUAGCAUACAAAGUUGUGAUGGUUCAAUGGAAAGUGGAGAUGAUUUUGACCGACUUGGAUCAAAAGCCUUAUAUGCUUUCAUUUAUCCAAACUUCAUGAUUAAUAGAUAUGGUCCUUGGAUGGACACCAAUCUAGUGCUUCCAUUGGGACCAAGGAAAUGCCAAGUGGUAUUUGACUAUUUUCUUGAAACUUCUCUUAAGGACGACAAAGCUUUCAUAGAGGGCAGUCUGGAAGAUAGUGAAAGAGUGCAGAUGGAAGAUAUCAAGUUGUGCGAGGGAGUUCAACUGGGGCUUGAAUCUCCGGCAUAUUGUAGUGGCAGAUAUGCUCCUGCUGUGGAGAAGCCCAUGCACCAUUUCCAUUGCCUGCUUCAUCAUGACCUUUCCCAGUGAUUGCUCUUCUGUGUACAUGUAUACUAUUGAUACUCUCCGUGGACUAACCAAAAACUCUCUUUUCAUACACACACACACACACACACACACACACGUAUGUACUAUUUAUUCCAUGUAUGUUGUAUGGUGGUGCAUUCAUGCAUUUUUGGAUGUAUCACCUUAAGCUUAUGCUGAAUUGCAAGGGCUACAAGCCCCGCCCCUCAGGAAAAUGUAAAAGCUCUUAUAAAAACCCUGUAAUGCGGUGCGAUACAUGAUCAUUGUUUUCUGUGGGAUGAA